Molecule: messenger RNA, 1695 nt
Organism: Adineta steineri
Lineage: Eukaryota; Metazoa; Rotifera; Eurotatoria; Adinetida; Adinetidae
Source: the annotation of a GenBank genome assembly
AUGAAUAUCGAACAUUUUGAAUAUUAUGAUUUGUAUUCACCAUCAACAUCAAAUUUGUCCAAUGAUACUGUGAUUAAAUAUGUCAUACGUUUUCAUCGUAUUUAUCCAUGGUUAUUAUUCCCAUUUGGUUUUAUUGGUUCAUUAUUAACAAUAUUAAUAUUUACAAGAAAAAAAUUUCAAAAAUAUGGUUGUUCAAUAUUAUUUGUUGCAGAAAGUUUUAUGGAUUUAAUAUUAAUUACAUUGAAUUGUAUUCGUCUUAUAAUACGUUAUUCAUUUCAAUCCUAUUUUCUACAACGUUCAAUUUAUAUAUGUCGAACAUAUAAAUUUAUAACAAAUUAUUUUUCACAUUGUGCCGUUUGGAUUCUAUGUGUUAUAUCACUUGAACGUGCUGCUGUUACAAGACGUAUUGUUUGGAAUCAAAACAUUUUUAGUCAUAAACAUUCAUAUUGUACAUUAAUUAUAAUAUCAACUGUUUUAUUUUUUCUUAAUAUUCAUUAUUUAAUAUUUUUCGGAUCUGAACAACGAAAUUAUCGAUUUCAAAAUAAUGACACGGAAAAAAAAUUAUUAAUUAUGUGUAGUUCAAAUUUAAUACGGCCACCUGUUGAACCAUAUGAUCAUUUUCUAACAUUUUAUUUUUCAUGGAUGGAUUUCAUAAUAAAUUCUUUAAUACCAUUUAUUAUUAUUUUAAUAGCUAAUGCAACUGUUGUUUAUUCUGUAUGUAAAUCUCAUAUAUUAAUGAAACAAUUAGGUUUAAGACAAACACGUUCACCACGUGAUACACAAUUAGCAUAUAUUUUAUUUGUUUCAACAUUUCUUUUUUUAUUAUUAACAUUUCCAUUACGAGUAUUUUCUGUUAUUGAACCAUAUUUAAAAUAUAAAAAAAAAUAUUUAAUUUUAUCCGAUGGUAUUAUGAGAUUUCUAUUAUAUCUUGAUCAUGGUUGUGGAUUUUAUUUUUAUACAUUUACUGGAGAAUUAUUUCGUCGUGAAUUAAAAAAAGUUUUAUAUGAAUUUUUAUUUCUUAUUUUUCGACGACGAUUCUCCGAUUGGACAUCAAGUGAUUCAAGACGUCUUAGUGAAUUAAGUUGUUCAAAUGGUGCUUCACAUAUGAUUCAUUCCCAAACACAACAACAACAGCAACAACAUGAAAGUGUUCCAUUACAAGAUUCAACAAGUAGUUGCGGUGGUGGUAAUUCUGGAGUUAAAAAUUCAUUACAUUCAUUACAACCUCAAAAACUUUCUUAUCAUACAUCAUAUCAUCGUUGUGUUUAUGCCAAACAACAUCCAUAUAAUUCUUUUUCAUCAUCACGUACAAGACUUAAUCCGUUGAUUGGAAAACAAAAUUCUGAUCAAACUGGUCUUGUUAAACGACAUAGUUCAUCUUGUUUUGAAUCACAAUAUAAAACUAUGCCAGUACCAUUAAAUAAUUUACCUGAUCCAAUGAGUAAAUCACAAAGUAAAGAAUUUUUCAAGAAAAAACAACGUGGGCAACAGAAAAAAAAUAGUAUUGCUACCGGUGGUACAGCAAUAAGCAAUCCUGGACAAAGUAAAGGACAUCAUUAUCAAGUAUCUCAUGGAGGUGCAACUAGUUUACUGGGUGGUGGUGAAGAUCCAGCUGUUGUUGUUAUUAAUCCACAUCCACCAACUACAGGACAUCAUACAAAAGAAAAACGUACAAAAAUUUGUUGUUUAUUAUAA